This is a messenger RNA of Bufo gargarizans (Asiatic toad), 3516 nucleotides long. RefSeq names its product unc-119 lipid binding chaperone (gene UNC119). Gene Ontology annotation, molecular function: lipid binding. Gene Ontology annotation, biological process: lipoprotein transport; negative regulation of caveolin-mediated endocytosis; nervous system development. Gene Ontology annotation, cellular component: spindle pole; intercellular bridge; spindle midzone. NCBI's taxonomy places the organism in Eukaryota, Metazoa, Chordata, Amphibia, Anura, Bufonidae. The coding region runs from base 161 to 829 and encodes 222 amino acids. The transcript has 6 exons. The record is from RefSeq and is a predicted model, not a curated record.
CCUCCUGCCCGUUCCUAUAACGUUCACCUCCCCGUGUAUCACCCAGUUACUAUGUUAUUAUCCUAGCUGCCCACUUCUGAGGCGGGCGGGCGCAGGCGUGCGUACAAGUCAGAGACAAAUCCUGCCAGCACAGGCUGUCGGUCGGUUCCUUCCCCGGAGAAUGAGCUCUUCCUCCCUGGGCACUGACACUCUCCCCGGCAGCAGAACGCAGGAGGGCAGCAUGAAGGUGAAGCAGAGCGGCGGGCAGGUGGUGGCGGAGGAGCAGCUGCUCAGGAAGCCGCACAUCUCUCCGGAGGAUGUGCUCCUCUUGCAGAAGAUCACGGCCGAUUACUUAUGCACCCCAGAAGAGAACAUUUACAAGAUAGACUUCACCAGAUUUAAAAUCCGUGAUAUGGAGUCUGGAACCGUCCUGUUUGAGAUCACAAAGCCACCAGCAUCUGAGCGGGAACAUGGCGAUAAAAAGGACGUGGAUCCAAACGCAGGUAGAUUUGUAAGAUACCAGUUCACCCCUGCUUUCCUGCGACUGCGUCAGGUUGGAGCCACGGUUGAAUUUACAGUCGGCGAUAAGCCCAUAAAUAACUUCCGAAUGAUCGAGAGGCAUUAUUUUCGUGACCAACUUUUGAAAAGUUUCGACUUUGAAUUUGGGUUUUGCAUUCCAAGCAGUAAAAACACAUGUGAACAUAUCUAUGAGUUUCCACAACUUUCAGAAGAACUUAUUCGUGAAAUGAUCAUCCAUCCCUAUGAGACACAAUCAGACAGUUUCUACUUUGUGGACAACAAUCUAGUGAUGCACAACAAGGCAGAUUAUUCAUAUAGCGGGGGCCCUUGAUCCUGUCGUAAAGAGCUCCAAAAAUCGAAGCAUUGAAAACAGUCCCCUUCCCCUUUAGCAGUUAUGUAAGGGAUCGUACACAAUUUCAUGUAGGAAACCAAUCCAAGCAACAAGAUUGUCUGCCAGUAGAAGUUAUACAACUGAGCCUAUAUCUGCCCUUUCACUCCCAAGCCUUCUAGCACGGUAAAAUAGUGCAAGAACUAUUCGUAAAUUCCACCUUUUUGGUAUGGACGCCUUCAUAAUGAUUUGAAUGCUGUCAACAAGAAUGUGAUGAUUGGCUUUCACCAGACGGACCCAGUGACGAGAGUAGUCUAAUAAGCAUCCGUGUCAUGUUCAACGUAAUGGGUGUUCUCCUGGAACAAAGGACUAUUAUUAAACCAUCAUUCCAAGUUUGUCGCAGGACUAAUCGUUGUCAUCUCACUUGGGCCAUGUUGUCUUGGGACCGACCGUUCCCAUAGGACACAGAGUUUUCCUCAAUGUAUUUGUUUUAAAAAAAGAAAAUGAAAACACGAGUAAUGAUGUUGAUGUGUCAGCUUGGACCAGACUGUUGUUAAGGAAAUCCAAGCCAAAGAUUGAAUCUGUUCUUCCUCGUAGGCUUGCACUUGUUAGUGUUCCUUCAACGUAAAUGUACAAUUAAAUAGGGCAGGUUUUCCACUUGCUUUUUUUCUAAAAUCACAGCCAGGCGUGACACAGAUUUUCCUGGUUUUAGGCAGCAAAAUGUUAACGCAAGAAAAACAGAAAUGUCUACAAUGGUACAAAGUGAAGAAGACCUAAAACCUAUUAUACCAGUUAGCACAGUAGGCAGAAUAUAUUUUUUGAAACUAAGAAAAAUAAUUGCUAGUGGGUUGAAUGAUGGUGCAGAUAUGAUGCACUUGUUGGUUCUGUCUUGAUCACUAGAAACGAUAGUGUACAUGUUGCCUGUAUUAUGUUCCAUUACGUAUACUACGUUCCUCAGGAAUUGGUCACAUCAGCACGAAUGGAGGCAUAAAGUGCUGCAUUCCUCAGUGAUGUCACCGACUCCUCACAAAUGAAUGGACACUCAUGAAUACAAUUUCAGCCAGAGGACACAUGUGGUGCAUUCUUUUUUUUUUUUUUACUUGUUUGAGAAGGUAAUCUACAUACAUUGUAUGUGUAAUUGAUGAUGCCUGUAUAAUACAAUGUACAUAACACAGUAUAUUGAAUUGUAUGAGAUUUCCAGUAUAAUACUGAACCUGAAGUUCGUUGACCUGUCUAAUACUUGACUGUCUAUAUUGUAUAUGUGUUGCACCAGUUAAGUCGGUCCUGAUUUGGUGGGCCUCUGGAUGCCUGCAUUACGGAAGUAACUCAGUUUCUCUGCAGAAUGUUCUGUAUCACUGUGUGGUACAAGUCUCGCUGAAUAAAGGGCGGACAAUGUCACACGAAUCAAUGUGACUAAUUAGUAUAAUUAGACUUUUACAUAAUGUUACUUGUUUCUCCGGUGUGAUUCCAUCUGACAAUGUUCUUUGACCAUGUGAUUUUAUCAGAAAUUUGAGAAACAUUCCAAAUAUGUCGCUCAUAUUGUUCAUUCCUUUUUUUUUUUUUUUUUUUCUAAACAGCCUUUUUUUUAAUAUUCUGUCAGAAUCUCAGUUCCAUAGUGGGCUUGGGAACCUGACUGGCUGUUACUGAACACAAUACUUACUAGCAUAUGUAAUGACCAGUUUGUAGACUAAGUUGUCUAUUGCAAGUAUGUUUAUUAACGGUUGUCUUCUCAUUCGUUUUUCUAAUAAAAUUAUUAGGGUGUUUAUUUCCAAAAAUAACAGCUCUGUUCUCCAUCUUGUCUUAGGUUCUUUUUCAGGAGAAAUGCGAUGCUUAAGUCUUGUACUACUGUCCAAAUAUUAUCACACUGAUGUUCUUGGCUUGCUGUAUUGUAUGUACACCAACAUACAUGCUGUUUCACUCGUUACAAUAUUUUCUUCUUUCCUACUUGUUGCAUAAUGUAAGGCUUAACAAGUGGUUGGGAUUAGUAUUUUCUCUAAUCUCUAAUUCUCUUACUCUUCAGUCACUAGGCUAAAUGAAAAUUGUGUGAUUUGUCAUAAAAACUGUACUUCAUCAAAGAUUCUGCGUCUAAGUAUAUAUGUGCAAAAAUGUAGGUAAUGAGGCAAUGAGACCUCUUGCUCCUCUAUUCACUUGAGAAAUGUAGGAAAGACCUAGGUGUCGGGAAUAUGCUGCUUUGCAAGCUGUUGAGGCAACUUUGGUAGUUAUGCAGUGUGUCCCUAGAAACUUUGCUGUUGGAUCACCUUUCUCAUCAGCUGCGACAAGGGCUUAGACUGCCUGGUGUCCAUUGCAGACCCAUUGAAAGGUCUGAGGUCUAGCAAGCCACCUCCUAACCAGACAGAAAGUAUUCUGAAUUCUCCCUUUUUCUUAACCUAUUGUUAAUGUGUAGUAGUAGUGGAACUGGGAGAAAGCAAAUUGAGAGACAAAACUGAUUAUUUCUAAAACAGAUUGAAGUUUGUUUGGGUUAACUUUUUGGAUUUUGGGGCAGUUUGUCUGAUAUUGUUGACUUAUCAGGAAUUUCCCUAAAAAGGUGAAAACAUGGAGUACCAGGGUUGAGUUCUCUUCCAAGAUAUCAUUGCAUUGUGUCAAGCUAACAUUGGUACAGGUCGGUAUGCCUCAUUUGCUACUAAUAUGAAGACGGAACCGAACUUGACAAAAAAUUAUCAAUCUCAAAA